Messenger RNA from Durusdinium trenchii, 766 nucleotides. The record is from the annotation of a GenBank genome assembly. Lineage: Eukaryota; Dinophyceae; Suessiales; Symbiodiniaceae.
CAUGUUUUGAAACCAUGCUUGGUCAAUGCUUUCGCAAUGGCGCCAAGUUUCUCCACGACCAUAUUUCCAGGCUUUGCUGCCCUUCCUUGGCUUCUUCUUGGAAGCUGGACCUUCGUUGGCACUUGGCUGGAGGGGCGAGGCCAAAACGUGUUUGGAGGAGCACCAUUGGAAUCCAAAGCUGCAGGUGUUCCAGGCGUUGCCCCCAUUCUCCAACGUGCCGCACGACCAGGUUCGCUUCGGGCCAAUCCUCCCAUGGGGCCUUUGCGAAGGCAUGCUCGGAAGGUUUCCAGUGAACGCCACCAGGAUCACCAGGAAGAUGAAGGCUCGUGGACGGGCCAUCACCUGGCAAGCCGGCCAUAUAGCGCUUUGGUUCAUGAGGGGGCCUUUGAUGGAUGCCAUCUUCUCAGCCUCAGCGGACAGAGAUCCAGGACCAUUUUUCGGGCUCGGAGCAUCAAUGGUGGUCUUUGGAGUUGAGGUCGGAAGGUGCACGCGCUGAGAUCCUCCAACUUGAGCUGUCGACGACCAUUCGAGUCAACUUCUGCCAUCUCAGAUGCUUGCCCACUCUCAGCCAGCGCAUUGGCUGCACUUGGUGAGAUUGGUGCGGGACAUGACGAUGCGGGCACUGCCGGUGGCGAUGGUUCCACUGCCCUUGGUGUCACCGUUGGGGAGGUGAAGCGGCCAACUGAGAGGGGGCCAGAGGAUGCAUGAACCGGAUCAAAUGGUUCAACAGAUUCCCUGACAAAAAGAGCACUGUGCAGUCUAUGCC